AUUGUAGCAGUUUCGCAGUUACACCAUAUCCCAUUGUAGCAGUUACAUCAUAUCCUGAAGGACUUGUGCAUCUAAGGAUUACCAGAGGCCAUGUACAAGAUUUACAACACUUGGAUAUUACAGCUAACAAGUACUGAGUGUUCUGAUGGGAACUGUCAGUAAACCUACACAGCUUUAAUGAAGCAGAUUUGCCAACGACUCUAGAUGCUUCCUCGACUAUAAUCUCCCCAAGAAUCACAGCAAAUUUUGACCUCGGAUAUUUAGAGUAUAUUUUUGAGCUAAAGAACUCCUGAUCCACUAGAAUGUUGAAGAGAAUGAAGAAAAUGUGUGAUUUGCGACACAUUCUUGUUUUGAACUUCCUUUGUUUGUUGAUCAAUCUAUUUUUCGCAGUAAUGCAACUUAACCAUGGCUUCUGGCCUCCAGAGACAUUUUACCAACCUGUGCUUACACCUAAAGAUCGUGAAUUAAUGAGAAAAACUUUGGAAGUUUUUGUCGGUGCAUUAGAAGCGGGAAAUAUUACUUACAUGAUGUAUGGAGGUACUUUGAUUGGAUCAUAUCGUCACCAUGGGCUAAUUCCUUGGGAUGAUGAUACAGAUUUCAUUCUCAACUCCACACAAAUAGAUGAUUUUAAGAAAGCCAUUGAGCCAUUAGGACCUGAGUUUCAGCUUUACGAAAGUGAUGCGUUACGUACAACUGGAUGGAAGUUUUACAGUAAGGCUGCCGGAAAAUUUACACACAGGUCUUUUAAAUGGCCAUAUAUAGACAUAUUCUUCUUUGAGGAGAACCAAACCCAUAUUUGGGAUGAAAACCCACAAUAUAAAUCAGAGUUUUGUUUUCAAAAGACUGAUGUGUUCCCAUUACAAAAGCGACCAUUUGAAGGGAUGACUUUAAAUGCACCAUGUAAAACAUAUGAAGUGCUAUCUACAAAUUAUGACAUCCAUAUGUGUGCCUCAAGGUCAUUUAGCCAUAUUAAUGAGCUUCCUCUAUUCACGUUCAGUCAGAAAUCUGUGCCAUGUAAAAUAUUGGAGGAUAAAUUCCCCUUUGUCAAACGUACCUGCUCCAAUGGGAUUGUGACAGAAAACUUAAAUGUAGCUGAAUGGACGUUACAAACAUUUCAGUUACCAGAAUCUUGUCAAAGUAGUUAUCCUUAAUUCUUAAUUAUGUUAACUAAGAAUUAUAAGCAAUGUGAACAAAAGAUGUGACCAACGUGAACUAAAAUAAGAACUUUUACAUAUUUGGACCAAAGAAAACUAGAUAUGACCAAUGUGAAACAAAGAAAACUGGAUUUGGAAAAUGAUAACCAAAGAAGAAAUCUUAGAUAUGACCAAUUUGAACCCAAGAAGAAAACUAGAUAUGUUCCAUCAGAAGAAAACUAGAUAUGAUCAAUAUGAACAAAAGAAGAACUCUUAGACAUGGCCGAACCAAAGAAGAAAACUAAGAUGUGACCAAUAUGAACAAAAGAAUCUUCGACAUGGCCAAUUUGAACCAAAGAGGAAAACUAGGUAUGAUCAGUGUGAACCACUUGCUGCUGAGACAAUCAUCAUGGUUUAUACACCUUACAUCAAGUUCCCAAAUUAUCUUCGUAGUACUGAUAUAUAAUUCAAAUAUUAGUGUACAUUUAUCAAAUUCAUGUUUGAGAGUGAGAAAAUCAAAGACUUUGCUAUAAAACAUGUUCCUUUGCAAAAUGUCUAUUGUUUAUAACUCUUGUAUGUUUUAUUCCAUAAGUCAAUCUUUGGCAGCAUUUAUCUGUAUGUUUUUCCAUUAUCAUUUACAGUAUAACAUAUUCCCGAGUUUACCUGUUAAUUCUUAUGCUCAACAAGAUCAGUAUUAGAUCAGUUGUUUGACUGGCCAGUUGUUUGUCAAUAAGAUCUGUGUAAUUGCUCAAUGUAUGGCAUAACAUGUAUGAUGCUUUAACUUCAAGAAAUAUAGCCUUUCAUCUUAGUGCAAAAACUAUAGAAUCAUAAUGGGCAAUUAUGGCAUCGAGGCACUCAUUUCUGGAGAACUUAUAGCCUGAUGUUUAUUUCUAGGAGUAUAAUAAAAGCUGUAAUUUUAUAUCCUAAAAUAACCCUAAGAUAUUUCACUCAUGAUACAUAGACCUUCUUUUCUUAAAAUACUUAGCUUGACAAAAUUUUAGUUAUACUGUUCUAAAAUUGAAAAAAACUGCUCACAGCUUUUUCAGUAAUUAAUUCACUUUCUUCUAUAUGAACAGAAAAUGAGUUUCAUGUCCAAGUCUAUUGGUUUUUUAAGAUACAUAUAAAUAUGAAUUUCAAAUAUAUGCUUUUCUGAUGAGAAAAAGAUAAGAUAUAAAGAUAUAAGACUGAGAUUUUAUAGUUUAUGGCUUAAUAUAUCAUUGGAUGAUUGAUUAUUGUUAAAAAACCAAUAGUGAUUGGAAUAUAGAACCAAGGUCAUUGUUAAAAUUAUAAUGUGUAAAAAGCAAAAAACAGGUAUUUUCAUUUGGAGGUCUGUAAUAAAAUGUCUUGCACAUGGUGUUCAAAAUGGUGUUCAACUGUAAUAUUGUCAGGGGAUGGAAAGGCGUAAGUAUUUUU
Molecule: messenger RNA, 2546 nt
Organism: Owenia fusiformis
Lineage: Eukaryota; Metazoa; Annelida; Polychaeta; Sabellida; Oweniidae
Source: the annotation of a GenBank genome assembly